AUGCCCGCGCUCUGGCAAUCAUCUCAGCGCCCUAUGUACGUAAGAACUAUUUGGGUGGACGGAUUCCGGCACGUGAUUUUAAACCACGACGAUCCUCACUAUAUCAAACUCUGCACUAAAAGAAGCAGACCUAAUUCAUCAGCAAGUUACGUAAAAAGUAAUAGAAACAUCCCCAGUUCUCUAAGCCAUCAGGAAGUGUUGGGUGAAUGUCUUCGGAAAUUCAACUUCAUAAGGAAUGAGAGGCACGAAGAAAACACACGGAUACCCCAUAUAGAAAGGUUGAACUUAUCGGAUGUGGAUGAUUCGAACGAGGACUUAAUAGUCAAGACAUCACCACAACCAUUUUGUGAGAUAAAAAACAUUCAAUUGAAUCUAGAAACCGAUAACAUGAGAGCUGUUAAAAGCAAUCGCACUUCAAGAACUGAAGUCAAAGAAAACACAGAUUUAUCUGACAGAGUACUGCAAUGGUUGGAUCUAGCUGGUAAAGAGAGUCUUUUAACACAAGAAAACAUGGAAAGAAUGACCCAACAAAGACACAGCUGGCCAGAAAUACAAAGAAGGAAUAUGGUUAAAUCAAAAACAGCUACGGAUUUGAGGACGAAGGAAGCAAAGCAAGUGACGGAUACUAAAACGUGUACUAUCGAUCGGCAAGAGGCUUACAUACCGACAUCGGCGAACACGAUCGAGAACUAUGCGAGACAGUCACGGAACACGAGGAUCACGCGACACGACACGAAAAUAAAAGAAAACAAAAAGGUCAAAGACAUGAGGACGAGUGUCGCUGAGACGAGGCAGAAAAUGGUAUUGGAAAGGAAUGCUGUUGAAAAACGCUACGCCGAUAUGGUCAGCAAGAAAUUAAUUCCUGAUACUGGUAAGACGAAAAAGCAAGUGCAUAUAUUCAUGCCGGAGGCUUUGACUAAUAAAGGAUCAAAUAUAGCAAGUGUUCCCGAAAGUCUAGUUUCUAAUAAAUCUUAA
Molecule: messenger RNA, 975 nt
Organism: Danaus chrysippus (African queen)
Lineage: Eukaryota; Metazoa; Arthropoda; Insecta; Lepidoptera; Nymphalidae
Source: the annotation of a GenBank genome assembly